GUUCAAAUUGGCUGCGACGCGUGGUGGGGAUGUCUCACGGCUGGUCGUGGUUGCUUCGAAAGUUUUGAGGUUAUAGCGAGCGUCCGGCAGGGGAUCGGGUUUCCGAUUGUGAGUUCACCCCACGGACGACGUAGUUGGUAGCGGCAGACGCUUUUCGUCGUCGCGAGCGAGAAGGACGUGUGCCGAUCGCGGGUGGCGCUGCUAUUGCGUAGCCGCCGCAUUCACGUGAAUUCGGCGUUCACACGUUACGUGCGGCAAAGUGGACUCGAUGUCGAUAACAUGUCGGCUGCGAACGGCAUCAGGACGACGCGGAUGCACGGGCUGGCCUGUCGGGCCGUUUGACGAUUAUUUAUGAAUCCACGGAGAGGUUUGAGAGAAGGGUGUCCACGGUACAACAUGGUCAAGGAGAAGGCGAAUUCGACCCGCAUCUACGACUCGGAGGGCUACAGACGGAGGGCUGCCUGCAUCUGCGUCAAAAACGAUCUCGAGGACGAGGUACUACUAGUUACAUCCAGUCGAAGACCCGAUAGUUGGAUAGUACCUGGCGGUGGUGUCGAGCCUGAAGAGGAACCUGCAGUCACGGCCCUUCGUGAGGUCCGAGAAGAGGCUGGUGUUCUAGGACAAUUGGGUCGCUGCCUCGGCACAUUUGAGGUUAUAACCCGUGAUAACGUCGAACAUAAACAUAGGACGGAAGUAUGGGUUAUGCGGGUAACCGAGGAGCUGCCAGAAUGGGAGGACUCGCGCACCAUUGGUCGGAAACGAAAAUGGUUUACCAUACCGGAGGCUUUACUGCAGCUCGGCCAGCACAAACCCGUCCAGCGCUCUUAUUUGCACAGCCUCCAUAAUACUAAUCCUCGACAUAAUCCUACCUCUCAGUUAUCCAAUCAUUCACACUCUACGAUGGCAUCGAUCGAAUUAAUGAAUAACUCUAGUAACAAUUCCCAUUUGAGUGAACAUAGCUAAUACCAUUGUGGAUGGCUCAUUUCUAUCGAAACUUUGAUCACCAUGAAUUUUCGGGGCAAUUUACUGUUACUCCUUUUUUGUCUUCUCUCAAGGGAAUUACAAUAAUAAUUACCGCUGUGUUUUAUAUACAUAAAUUAAUAUUAUCUUUAUUAUUAUAUUACUCUUAGAUUAAUUAUUUUAUUAUUAUUAUUAUGUUUAUAUUCAGUACAGAUUGUUGAAAAGUCGACUUACAAGACAAGUUCGUUUGUAGCUCAAGUCUUAUUUCUGAUAUGAUUUUUUUAUCGAACGCGAAAAAAAAUAAUCGUCAUCGUUUCAUUAUUGUUUAGUAUUUUGUGCCUAAUAUACAUAGAGUGUCACACACACGAUCCUUUCCCACACAUCGCAUCCUGAUGAAACAGUUGUGCGAGAACCUAUUGUAACUUUUUCUACAUUUUUUUUUAAAGCGAAGGAAAAGUUACACACUUGUUAGCGUACAGACGAUAAAUUAUCACUAUAAAAUUAUGUACUUUGUAUAUUAAAUUCUUGAAUAAAUUUUGUAAUAAUUUCUGC
Messenger RNA from Ooceraea biroi (clonal raider ant), 1512 nucleotides. It is a transcript of the gene Aps, whose product is annotated as diphosphoinositol polyphosphate phosphohydrolase 1 Aps. Gene Ontology annotation, biological process: diphosphoinositol polyphosphate metabolic process; adenosine 5'-(hexahydrogen pentaphosphate) catabolic process; diadenosine pentaphosphate catabolic process. Gene Ontology annotation, cellular component: cytoplasm; nucleus. Lineage: Eukaryota; Metazoa; Arthropoda; Insecta; Hymenoptera; Formicidae. The record is from RefSeq and is a predicted model, not a curated record. Gene Ontology annotation, molecular function: bis(5'-adenosyl)-hexaphosphatase activity; diphosphoinositol-polyphosphate diphosphatase activity; endopolyphosphatase activity.